GGGGAAUCCCCCAGACAUGCCAGAUUGUGACUUUUGUGCAGUCAUUGCAGUUGUGAUAGAAUAAGAUUGGUAGAUAUUCAUUGCAUUGAGAUUAAUGACUCAAUGCGACCAUGACUGCCAUCUCAUACAGAGCGGUGGUGGUAGGAGCGGGCCCCGCUGGAUGUUAUGCUGCUCUUGCACUGCUCAAGACUGGAGCCUUCAACGAUGUUCAUGUGUUUGAGAAGCGACCACGAAAUAUCUCCCAAGAGAAGGGACGUAACAUCAACAUAACAUUAUGCAAGCGGGGUGUAGAAUGUGUGCGAUCCUGUGAUAUUGAUGUUGCUGGUCCCUUGUCAGAUCCUGUGGAAGACAGACCAACCAUCCAGGCUGUCCCAAUGACUCACUUCAAGCUUCACAGCCAGGAUAGCUCUCGGCGUCUUCCUUACAGAGAUUGCAUUCCUGGAGGCAUUUCCCUAGAGUCCUUGGGCUGUGGUCGUUCAGUUGAUGGAUCAUCACUGCCAUCCAUCAAUUCCGUUCGUCGGAAUGAGCUAUACUAUGUCUUAGUUGAUUCUUGUGAGAAAGCAGGUGUCCAGUUCCAUUUUGAACAUGAAUACAGGUCGUUGGAGCUAAUACCAGAAGCUGAUCGCUCUGACAAGAUAAACCUUUAUAGGGUCAAUUUUGUAUCUCAGGAUGAUCGCAAGAUUUCCAUGAUGGCAGUGAUUGUGGUUGGUGCUGACGGUGUGCAUUCCCAAGUGGCACGUUUCGUCACACCAGAUCAGCAAGUCACCGAAUAUGACAAGAAUAUUAGUGUUGAGAGUCUGUUAAAUGAACACAGGGACACACAGAUUUUAGAGAACAGUCCAUUUGGUUAUCGAGAGCUCUCUGUGCCUGAUGAAUCACUGAAGAAAGGUCUUGAAAUGGACACAUUUCAUAUUUGGUCCAAUGAACAGAUGAUUGUUCUUGGCUUGCCAUCUUCUGACGGAAGCAUGACUGUCGGUGUUUAUGGACCGACAGAGAAAAUGAAGUCUUUGAGUUGCCAGGAACUAAUCGUUGAAGUUGUUCGAGAGUUCCCUCAACUUGGACCCUGUCUUACUUCUUUACCUGCUGGUGAGAUUGAGCGUGAUAGCUAUAGAAUUGGUAGCCUGCAAACAUUGAUCAACCCCAACCUUGUCAGAGACGGAGUUGUCCUUGUAGGGGAUGCUGCGCAUGCCAUGUUGCCCUUCCUUGGACAAGGGCUCAACUCGGGACUGGAGGACACAAAGAUAUUCCUCAAUCAUAUCUCAGAAUGGACCAAUAAGUCCCUUCAUGAAAGGUCUAGUGUGGGAUGUUUGUAUUCUCUCAUGAGUGAGUUCAACGCGACCCGUAAAGCUGAUAUCUAUAUCAUCCAGGAACAGAGUCGCUAUGAGCUAGAACGGAUGCUCUCCAUGAAGAGGUUGGUCGGGAAGGACUUGAAUACAGCCUCAUUGGCUUUGUCUCGGUUCUUCUAUCUUGCUGGGUUUUCAACUCUGCCGUAUGGAGAGGCUUGGAGGAAGUCAUUGCCCAAGAAUGUCCCAGUUGGUGCAAGUGUGAAGGAGGGUGAGAUACUCGCCCAGGUGGAGUCAGUGAAGACCCUGAUAUCAGUCAAGGCACCCUGUAGUGGUAGAGUGAGUAGGAUCAAGGAAAAUAGUCAUGGAAUCCCGGUGUAUGAGAUCACGCCAAGGAAAUUGAGUGGGCCAGAUUCAGCAACAGAGUCGGAACAAGUGACAACACCUGCAGACAUCACACCGAAGACCUCAGCUUCUCAGCUUGUCAAUCCCGAGGGGCCUUUAACAAACUCCUUGUCAGUCUGGGACAUUCAGAAGGAUGCUGCUCCCUUUGAACUGCCUGUGUUCCACGGUGCACUGAAGACAAGGUAUAUUGGACGAUGCCUCUUUUAUUCGGAGAAGACUGGCUCAACCAUGGAUGAUGCGAGGCAACUCUCAGAGAAAGGUUGCAUCCACGGCACAAUGUGUCUCACAGAGAUGAUGACAGCAGGAAGAGGGCGCCAGGGGAAGGAAUGGUCAUCGCCACCAAGGGGCAAUAUCUAUGUCACAAUCGUGUUGAGGAUUCGGCCUGAUCGAGAGAACCACAUUAAGAAAGUCCAGUUUGCCACUGCUGUCGCUGUGUGCAAUGCUGUAAGACAAGCUGGGGUGACAGAUGCUGUUGUGAAGUGGCCGAAUGAUAUCUGGGUCAGAGGUCACAAGGUCGCGGGGAUUUUAGUGGAAGUCUACAGGAAUGCGGCUAUAAAAGAUGAGGCGUCAGGUUCUACAGCAAUAUUGGUUGGAUGUGGCAUCAACGUGAAUGACAGUCCUCGUCUCAACAAGAACCUGCGUGAGAAUGCCACCAGUGUUUCAGAUGAACUUGGUCACAAGGCAUCUAGAGAGGUAAUCUUGGCCAACAUCUGUAAUCACCUUGAGCAGCAAUGUGACCUUGACAUGGAGGACAUACUGGAAACACUCCACAGCCUGCAUUUAUGGUCGCCUGGUUCCUGUGUGCAGAUUAUACCAAAAGAUGGCACCGCUUAUCAAGGAGUUUUCAAGACUGUGGAGAAUGAUGGAACACUCAAGAUCACAGAUGAAGAUGGGCAGACCAAACACCUCUCUGAUCUCAGCCUGUCCGUGCGCCCGUUGCCAAUGUCUAUUAUCUAUGUUUACAAUGGACUUGGAUGCAGUAAACAGAGUCUACAUAUGCUCUUCACCAGCCUGAAGAUGUUGGUGGACACCUCCAAGUAUUCGGUCCAGAAGAUCAGCCCAGAUGAACUUAUCAAAGGCUCUUGGACAGAAAAUGCUGCUCUGAUUGCCUUUGGAGGAGGAUUUGAUCGUGGGUACAUCGACUCACUGGGAGAGACAGGUCUCGCUGUGGUCAGGAAGUACGUAGAGGACGGAGGACGCUACCUCGGCAUCUGUGCCGGGGGAUACUUUGGCUGCGCAGUGAUUGAGUUUGACCGAGGUGGAGAGUUGGAGGUCUGUGGUCCACGAGAUCUUGGUUUCUUCCCAGGCAAAUGUACUGGUCCUGUAUUUCCCGGCUUCAUGUAUAACAGCGAAGAAGGCGCCCAUGCGGCAGAAAUCACUUGGAUGUCGCCAAGCAAUGAGAAAACACUCCAUAUGUAUUUCAAUGGUGGAGGUGCAUUUGUCCUGCCAGCCAGGAGAGACAACAAUGGCAAUGACAUAGAAGUCAUUGCCACAUAUGCCUCCGUCCCUAAGAAUCCCGCUGCUGUUGUGAAAUGUAAAGUUGGUGCAGGCGUAGCAGUACUGAGUGGCGUCCAUUUUGAAUAUUUGCCCCAGGAUCUGGAUGUGGAGUCACAUCACAAGGAUAUUGACCUUAAGCUGCUGGCUAGUCAGGAGGCAUGCCUAAAGUGCUUCAAGUCUGCGCUGGAUAAUCUUUCAAUCAUCUAACAAAAUACUAUAAUAUGUUGCUAUUAUACAAACGACAGACAAUAGACUCAUUUGGAACAAUGGUUUGAGUGAGGAAAGUGAACUGAAUCUGGCCUAUCUGGUUAGUGGUUCAUUGUCAAUGCCAAUAGUUUGGUGAUCCUUGACUUUAUACUGAGGCAGGAUGUAAGAACACUUCAGUCUCCAAACUAUUUUUCUGAUUUACAUGUAAAACUGGUGCCAGGAUUCUUCGAAUGAGAGUGGUGCUGAUGCUGUGAUUUCAUUGAUGUGAAUGUGGAAUAAAA
This is a messenger RNA of Lineus longissimus, 3673 nucleotides long. RefSeq lists its product as uncharacterized. NCBI's taxonomy places the organism in Eukaryota, Metazoa, Nemertea, Pilidiophora, Heteronemertea, Lineidae. The record is from RefSeq and is a predicted model, not a curated record. Gene Ontology annotation, molecular function: FAD binding; kynurenine 3-monooxygenase activity; biotin--[biotin carboxyl-carrier protein] ligase activity. The transcript has 13 exons. Gene Ontology annotation, cellular component: mitochondrial outer membrane. Bases 111 to 3392 code for a protein of 1093 amino acids. Gene Ontology annotation, biological process: protein modification process.